UUGGGCGAACACGUCACGUGGUGGGGAAGGGGCGGGGUCGGGGACGUCGGAGAGGAAAGAGCGGACGCCACCGAGUCAGGCCCGAGCCGCUGCCGUCGCCAUGACCCGCGGUAACCAGCGUGAGCUUGCCCGCCAGAAGAACAUGAAAAAGCAAAGCGACUCAGGCAAGGGAAAACGCCGGGAUGACGGGCUCUCUGCAGCUGCUCGAAAGCAGAGGGACUCGGAGAUCAUGCAACAGAAGCAGAAAAAGGCCAAUGAGAAGAAGGAAGAGCCCAAGUAACUCUGUGGCUCAUGCCCAUCUCUCUUGCCCGUCGACCGUGUGCCUGGAGCCAGUCC
Molecule: messenger RNA, 336 nt
Organism: Phascolarctos cinereus (koala)
Lineage: Eukaryota; Metazoa; Chordata; Mammalia; Diprotodontia; Phascolarctidae
Gene: SERF2
Product: small EDRK-rich factor 2
Source: RefSeq, a predicted model, not a curated record